CACAGGUAUGGACACAGUAGACAAUAUUGUUGCUCAAAUAGAUAACACAAACAUUAACAAUGACUAUGAGCACAAGCAACAGAACCGGAAACCACGCUCCUCUAGUAUUACUUCAACAGCCAAUCAACCGGAAGUCCGUGCUUGGCUUCAAAGAAAUGGCUUCACAUCUAAAACCUGCAAUAUUCUCUGGAAAUAUGAUGGCCGCGAGUUGUUCGCUUUAACAAUGAAUGAGCUUGAACAAAUGCUUGGUCAUGAGGAAGGUUACAAACUUCAGUGUCACCUGGAUGCUCGCAAACAUAAGAAGAAACUGGGGUAUGCUAAUGAACUGGAAGCUGUUCUACGAUUCCGCAGGGGACCACCCGAAAAGUAGAUAGGGAAUGAAAACCUGUUAAUUUCAUCAUUCUUUUGUGAAACUAAGCGAUGAAACUGCUUUUUAAUUAUAACUAUGAAGUUGUUUGUAAUAAUGAUAAGUAUUAUUAUGGUAAAUAUCAUUAUGAUGGGUGAAGAAAUAUAUAAUGUUGAGAAACAGUCCUGAAAUAUCUGAACAUUGUUAGGAGUUAAACAUAUCCUUUUUGUUUGUAGUAUAUAUAUUUUAAUCUUUAACUGGUUUUUGUCAUUGGAUUGCCGUCAUACUAGGCAAUUAUGGUCUUUAAGCGGGUAUUUUAAUCGAUUUUAUCGAUCAUAGUACUUAUUUUAAAUCUGGUGUUGGUCUUAUAGAUAUCUAUCAAAUCACUAGGUUACAGGGUUUUUUAAAGGGUAAAAUUCGACAUAGUGGUAAACAUAAAUGCUACGAACACAAACACACGCACAGACAAACAAUAAGAAAUAUCGAACAACCACACACAUGUGUUUGUGUGUAUGUGCGCACGCGCAUACUACGUGCAGAGCAGAGCAAAAUACGUGAUUCAUUUGUCUUUCUUUCCUGGUCAUCAGUCAACCUCAAAUUCUCCACCGUCUUCCUCCCUUUCUCAUUCUUGAUGUUGGUCAACCAUCCACUUUGUAAUACUUCGUUUCCCUUUCACUAGAGAUAGGCAAGGCGGUGGUUUUUCAGUAUACGACCGUAUUCUUCCGGUUAUCAUAUCACGUUACAUAACCAAACUACUUCCGCCUUUAACAAUUAACCAAACCAUUUCCGCUUUUAACAAUUAACUGAAGAGUCUUUUUUUAGUUCGCCACAAUUUCUCCACAAUUUCUUUCCUAACACUCUUUAGUUCGAUCUUCCCCCUCUCCUUAUGUAAUACGACCCCUCAUACUAUUACACUUCAAAGGUCAUAAUCUUUUAUCUCUUUCUCACUUUCAACAUUCAACAUCCAUGAUUUGCACCCAUAAAGUGCAAUUGAAAUUAUUAUUGCUCAUAAAAGCUUAGUUCUCCUUGUUAUUGUAAUCUUUUGAUUUUACCAGACUGGUCUAGUUUUACUAAAGCCCCUGCAACUGGGUUUAUUCCGCCAUUUUAUGUCUUUGAUCUCACAUCUUCUGAUAUUGUUCUGAAAUAUCUUAAAUCCAUGGCUAAUUUGAGGCUCUUCAUUACCAUUUCUCUAUUUGUUGCUUCUUUUUUUUUUUCAGAUCAACAUUAUACUGAUUCUUUUCGCAGUUAACCAUGACGUUUUCUUUCAUUGCUAAAUUUUUCCUAUAUUGUUCUUUUAAAUUUACCUUAGCAAAAUGGAGAUUACUGGUAUUUAUAUCACCUAUUUCAGUAUUCCUUCCAAAUGAUUGACCUCAGGUUAACCCUGAUAUUGGAGACCUGUGACAUCUAGUUGGUCAUCUUGAUGUCUCUAGUCAGUCAUGAACAGAAUCUAGUCAUGAACAAGUCUGCCUCUCUGUUUGAGACUUCACAAAGUGACAUGUCUCGUCCUGUCAAAAAUCUAGUCAUUAAGAAAUGAUAGAGAUGGUUAAUUACACCUCAAAGCGAUAUCUCUAAUGAAUCAACCUUCAAAGUCCUUAUACUAUACUUGCUAGAAAUCAAUCUCUGAUCUCUCGUUGACAAAGCGACAUUAUAAAUACUGGACAGUUAAGUCAGAGCCAGAAAAUAUUUCAGAUUCGAUCAAUUUGCUAUUUACAUGACAAAAUUACGGUCUACAUUGCAGUACUAGUCAUAUAUAAGGAAUGAUGUUUCAUACACAAUGGUUUUUCGACCAAUUGUAUCAAUAGACAUCAACCACUGGUCCAGAAAGGUGCUGUUUCUUCAUACUAUUCUUCUAUUGUGGAGACGCAAUGGCCCAGUGGUUAGGGCAGCAGACUCGCGGUCAUAGGAUCGCGGUUUCGAUUCCCAGACCGGGCGUUGUGAGUGUUUAUUGAGCGAAAACACCUUAAGCUCUACGAGGCUCCGGCUGUACUCUUCCACCACAACUUUCUCUCACUCUUACUUCCUGUUUCUGUUGUGCCUGUAAUUCAAAGGGUCAGCCUUGUCACACUGUGUCACGCUGAAUCUCCCCGAGAACUACGUUAAGGGUACACGUGUCUGUGGAGAGCUCAGCCACUUGCACGUUAAUUUCACGAGCAGGCUGUUCCGUUGAUCGGAUCAACUGGAACCCUCGACGUCGUAAGCGACGGAGUGCCAACACAUUCUUCUAUAGCUACAACACCACUGACCUGUAAACUUCCUCUCUCUGUUUCUUCUUCCGCUAUUACAUCACGAAUCCAAAGAUAAACUGUUUCUCGUCUCUAAUUCUUCUACCACUGCCACGCAAUCAUCUCACAGAGAUAUUAUCUUCUGUCUACCUCCUUUUCUACUGCUACACCACUGCCUCAUAGAUGUGCUGCCUGUCUGUGUCUCUCCCGCUGCUAUUACAAUGUAAUCUGUCUCUCCGAAACAGUUAAAUUUAUUCCCAUCUACCCAGGCAUACGGUUAUAGCCCUCUCUUCUCAUACCACCUCCUUUUUCUCCUUUUCUGUCUCACUUCCCAUACACGCAUACACACACACACACACACACACACACACACACGCAUGCAUACACACACGCACGCAUGCAUGCACACAUAUGGUGGCCUAGCCAUUAGACAAGAUAAAUCCUUGCUGCUUUGCAUCUAUUUUCGUGUGGAGAUUGAAGAGAAAAGCAAUUGAACAUCCAUCAAGGAAGAUUAUAUUAUGAAAUCAAGAAUUCUCCUGAAUUAACAUGAGAUUAAGUAUAUAAAACAAACAAACAAACAAACAAUCCCUUUUUUUUCUGGAGUUAAUAAGACGGCUCUAAGUAUUUGCUUCUGGCUAGAAGCAUAAGACAUAAAAUAAAAAUUACGAAUAGCUUAUAUAAUUAUUAUAGCAUUAAUGUAUUUAAUUAUUAUAUAGUCAUAUAAUUAUACAAUUACAUCACUAACAUAUUUAUUCAUUCUUUCUACGUUCUGGGAGAUUCGAACGUGAACAUGCUGAUUGCUGUUGUAUUUCAUCAUCGGAGAUCUCUUUUUAGCUUCUGUGUGUUCAUAACACAUACGAUUCAUUGAUGAGGUGUUUCGACCUCAUUGUUUGUCUCUUCAGUCAAAACUACAUCAGAACAAUGAAUUUAAAUACGAGAUUUGGAUCUUGUUUGCAGAAAUCAGCAAACAAAUUAUCUACUGAUACUUGCGAUGUUUACUAAAGAGAUAGUAAUUCAUGAGAUGCUCGCAGAACAACGAGAAUCCAAAUGACAACGUAUCCUAUUCAUUCUUAAUACGUUCUCGCAGAUUCGAACGUAAACAUACUGAUCGUGAAUAUGUAGGUAACUGCCAAACCGAUAAUGAUUCAUUGCGUGCACCUAAUAAAUUAUAUAAUUACUGAUGUUUUCAUAUAGAUUUAUAUUUAUACACAGACAUACACCCGUGCGUAUACACUAAACAUACAACACACGCCCACACAUAUACACUCACACACACGCAUACAGCUGUAUACACACAGGACAUAAAUAAGAACAAAAAAUUAUUCAUAUUUAUUUUAAAAUUUGAUAUAAAAGAAUAUAAUCUUGCUACAGUGUUUUCAGAAAGUCUCGUCCGAAUAAAAAAAUAUGCAGCUAAUCGGUAUUAAUUAAUUUAUAACAUUAAUUUGGUUAAAUCUAAUUAAUUGAUAUCUAAAUUUGAGUGCUGCUCACAUGCAUGGGACGAUUUUAAUGCUGGCUUACAAGCCAUAGACCACAUACAAAAGAUAAUGAAUAUUAUAUUAAAUAUUGAAUUUUUUUCUGAUCAAUAAAUAUUUUGCUAAAA
Molecule: messenger RNA, 4168 nt
Organism: Octopus bimaculoides (California two-spot octopus)
Lineage: Eukaryota; Metazoa; Mollusca; Cephalopoda; Octopoda; Octopodidae
Product: epidermal growth factor receptor kinase substrate 8
Biological process (GO): Rho protein signal transduction; regulation of Rho protein signal transduction
Cellular component (GO): plasma membrane
Molecular function (GO): actin binding
Source: RefSeq, a predicted model, not a curated record